Messenger RNA from Bactrocera latifrons, 702 nucleotides. RefSeq names its product tigger transposable element-derived protein 1-like. Gene Ontology annotation, cellular component: nucleus. The transcript has a single exon. The coding region runs from base 1 to 702 and encodes 233 amino acids. The record is from RefSeq and is a predicted model, not a curated record. Lineage: Eukaryota; Metazoa; Arthropoda; Insecta; Diptera; Tephritidae. Gene Ontology annotation, molecular function: DNA binding.
AUGCCGAAUAGAACAUAUAUAACGGCAGAGGAGAAGAUUAUGCCAGGCCACAAACCUAUGAAGGACAGAUUGACUCUAGCACUGUGUGUUAAUGCGAGUGGCGCCUGCAAGAGCAAGCCUCUGCUCGUGUACCAUUCGGAAAACCCCAGAGAAUUUAAAUCGCAUAAGAUUUUGAAAGAAAAACUGGUCGAACCCGAAGGCAUGGGUCACCAGGAAGUUCUUUGUGGGGUAGGUAAACCUGGUUUCGGCCCUAAUGUUAAGAAAUAUAUACUGGAAAAUAACCUACUCGUGCAAGCCCUUCUCAUCCCCGGCAAUGCCGCUGCUCAUCCACCAAACCUCGAAGAUGACAUCCUCGAGGAGUUAACAUUCAUAAAGGUUCUCUACUUACCACCCAACACCACUCCUAUCCUGCAGCCCAUGGAUCAGCAAGUGAUUUUUAAUUUUAAAAAACUAUACGCCGAGCAUCUGUUUCUGUGCUGCUUUGAAGUGACGGAGAACACAAACCUCACCCUUCGAGAGUUCUGGAAACAGGCCUGGUUGGGAGUUACAACGAGGACCUUGACCUCUGCGUGGAAAAAUCUGUGGCCUGAAGCUGUAGCUGAAAGGAUCUAUGAAGAAUUGGAACCCAGCGUUUCAGUAGAGGAGGCGAUUGUAUCUCUGGGUAAAUCCAUGGGUCUAGAGGUGGAAGAGAGAGAGACGUGA